GGUGCGGUCGUGGGGAGCAGGUCUGGUCCCGCGCUUGCGCUCGCGCUCUCCGGCUCUCGGUUCCCUCGACUUCCCCCCCGCCCCCCCGGCCGGCUCGCAAGGCCCGGGUCUCGGAUCGCGCGCGCUCGCGGCUGUGGAGCGCCAUGAGGCGGCUGGCGCUGCGGCUUUGUACCUUGAACAAGGAGCUGCUUCUUCCUGGCAGAGGACUGACUCAAGGAUCCCAGAAUCCAGAGAAACAGAGAGUCUUCCAUAUGCAUGAAGCAUGUUCACCUAUACAUGUGAAUCACGGUGUGUGUGUUCGUGAUAAGUUGCGGGAGAUAGUAGGAGUGUCCACAAACUGGAGAGACCAUAUGAAAGCAAUGGAGGAAAGAAAAUUACUUCAGAGUUUUUUGGCUAAGUCGCAGGAAGGACUACCACCCAGGAGAAUGAAAGACAGUUAUAUUGAGGUUCUCUUGCCUUUGGGGAGUCAGCCUGAAUUACGAGAGAAGUAUUUGACUGUUCAAAACACCAUAAGAUUUGGCAGGAUUCUUGAGGACCUUGACAGCUUAGGAGUUCUUAUUUGCUACAUGCACACCAGAGUUCAUGCAGCUAAGAUGUCUCCUUUGUCAAUAGUUACAGCCCUGGUGGACAAGAUUGAUAUGUGUAAGACGAGCUUAAGCCCAGAACAGGACAUUAAGUUCAGUGGCCAUGUUAGCUGGGUUGGGAAGACAUCCAUGGAAGUGAAGAUGCAAAUGUUUCAGUUACAUGGCAAUGAAUUUUGUCCUGUUUUGGAUGCAACAUUUGUAAUGGUGGCUCGUGAUUCUGAAAAUAAAGGGCCGGCAUUUGUAAAUCCACUCAUCCCUGAAAGCCCAGAGGAAGAAGAGCUCUUUAGACAAGGAGAAUUGAACAAGGGGAGAAGGGUGACCUUCAGUGCCACGUCAUUACUGAAAAUGGCUCCCAGUGCUGAGGAGAGGACUACCAUACAUGAGAUGUUUCUAAACACGCUGGAUCCGAAGACCGUAAGUUUUCGAAGUCGAAUUUUGCCCCCUAAUGCAGUGUGGAUGGAGAAUUCAAAACUGAAGAGCUUGGAAGUGUGCCACCCUCAGGAGCGCAACAUUUUUAAUCGGAUCUUUGGUGGUUUCCUUAUGAGGAAAGCAUAUGAACUUGGAUGGGCUACUGCUUGUAACUUUGGUGGCUCCCGACCGUUUGUUGUAGCGGUGGAUGAUAUCAUGUUUCAGAAGCCUGUAGAGGUUGGAUCAUUGCUGUUCCUUUCUUCACAGGUUUGCUUUACUAAGGACAAUUACAUUCAAGUCAGAGUACAUAGUGAAGUGGCCUCUCUUGAGAGUAAAGAGCAUAUGACCACCAAUGUCUUUCAUUUCACAUUCAUGUCGGAAAAAGAAGUGCCCUUGGUUUUCCCUAGAACAUAUGGAGAGUCCAUGUUGUAUUUAGAUGGGAAGCGGCAUUUCAAUUCCAUGAGCGUACCGGUUAAGCUGAGAAAGGACUGCUCUGAGGCGCCCUAGGAAAGCCAUGCUUGCAGCAGAGCAGCUCUCUGUCAUGACAUAGUGCCUAAUGGAGGCCUGCUCACGUGUUCCGGCUUCAGCUUUACUCUCAUCCGCCGUAGAGAAGAAUGUAUUCAACCUUUAGGAUGCUCAGAAAAGCAGGACCAGAGAGAAGCUGGGUGGGGCAUGGGGAGGUGGGGUUAUUACACAAUAAAUACUCUCAAGACAAUUGAAA
Nyctereutes procyonoides (raccoon dog) is the source of this 1713-nucleotide messenger RNA. RefSeq names its product acyl-CoA thioesterase 9 (gene ACOT9). The transcript is spliced from 16 exons. Lineage: Eukaryota; Metazoa; Chordata; Mammalia; Carnivora; Canidae. The coding region runs from base 144 to 1499 and encodes 451 amino acids. Gene Ontology annotation, molecular function: fatty acyl-CoA hydrolase activity. Gene Ontology annotation, biological process: acyl-CoA metabolic process. Gene Ontology annotation, cellular component: mitochondrion. The record is from RefSeq and is a predicted model, not a curated record.